This is a messenger RNA of Gadus chalcogrammus (walleye pollock), 1182 nucleotides long. RefSeq names its product potassium channel, subfamily K, member 9 (gene kcnk9). The record is from RefSeq and is a predicted model, not a curated record. Lineage: Eukaryota; Metazoa; Chordata; Actinopteri; Gadiformes; Gadidae. The coding region runs from base 1 to 1182 and encodes 393 amino acids. The transcript has 3 exons. Gene Ontology annotation, cellular component: membrane. Gene Ontology annotation, molecular function: potassium ion leak channel activity. Gene Ontology annotation, biological process: stabilization of membrane potential; potassium ion transmembrane transport.
AUGAAGCGGCAGAACGUGCGGACGUUGUCCCUGAUCGUCUGCACGUUCACCUACCUGCUGGUGGGCGCCGCGGUGUUCGACGCCCUGGAGUCCGAGUACGAGAUGCGGGAGAAGGAGCAACUGGAGGCGGAGGAGAAGCGGCUCCAGGGCAAGUACAAUAUCAGCGACGAGGAUUACCGCCAGCUGGAGACCAUCAUCAUGGAGGCAGAACCGCACCGCGCCGGGGUGCAGUGGAAGUUCGCCGGCUCCUUUUACUUCGCGAUCACGGUGAUCACCACGAUAGGUUACGGGCACGCCGCCCCGGGCACCGACGCGGGCAAGGCCUUCUGCAUGUUCUACGCCGUCCUGGGCAUCCCCCUGACGCUGGUGAUGUUCCAGAGCCUGGGCGAGCGCAUGAACACCUUCGUCAAGUACCUGCUGAAGCGCAUCAAGAAGUGCUGCGGCAUGAGCGUCACCGACGUGUCCAUGGAGAACAUGGUGACGGUGGGCUUCUUCUCCUGCAUCGGCACGCUGUGCGUGGGCGCCGCCGCCUUCAGCCACUACGAGGACUGGAGCUUCUUCCAGUCCUACUACUACUGCUUCAUCACGCUCACCACCAUCGGCUUCGGGGACUUUGUGGCGCUGCAGAAGAACCGCGCGCUGCAGAGGAAGCCGCUCUACGUGGCCUUCAGCUUCAUGUACAUCCUGGUGGGGCUGACGGUGAUCGGCGCCUUCCUCAACCUGGUGGUGCUGCGCUUCCUCACCAUGAACAGCGAGGACGAGCGCCGCGACGCCGAGGAGCGGGCCUCCCUGGCGGGCCACCGCAACAGCAUGAUCAUCCACAUCCAGGAGGAGCCGCGGCCCCAGCAGCAGCAGUACCGCCCCACGGAGGUGAUGGACCUGCAGUCGGUGUGCUCCUGCAUGCACUACCACUCGCCCCCGGAGUUCGGCAGCUCCGGGGGGGGCGAGGGCGGAGGGGGCGGGCGGAUGGGGGGUCUGGGCUGCGGCUUCACCAACCAGAACUCGUUCAGCUCGCAGCUGAACCCCAAUCAGUACUUUCAGUCGGUGUCGUACCGGAUCGAGGAGAUCUCGCCCAGCACGCUGAAGAACAGCUUCUUCCCGUCGCCCAUCAGCUCGGUGUCGCCCGGCCUCCACAGCUUCAUGGACCACCGGAGGCUCAUGAAGCGCAGGAAAUCCGUCUGA